This is a messenger RNA of Harpia harpyja (harpy eagle), 1137 nucleotides long. RefSeq names its product cytosolic beta-glucosidase-like. The record is from RefSeq and is a predicted model, not a curated record. Gene Ontology annotation, biological process: carbohydrate metabolic process. Gene Ontology annotation, molecular function: hydrolase activity, hydrolyzing O-glycosyl compounds. Lineage: Eukaryota; Metazoa; Chordata; Aves; Accipitriformes; Accipitridae.
AUGGUGUUCCAGAGUGAGCCGGUGCCAGAGGAUAUUGCUUUUCCAGUUGGAUUUGCUUGGGGUGCAGCUACAGCAGUGUAUCAAAUUGAAGAAGACUGGAAUGCAGAUGGAAAGGACCCUAAUGUCUGGGACACAUUCACCCAUCAGGGAGGAGAUCGAGUUUUCAAGAACCAGACUGGUGAUGUAGCUUGUGGCAGCUACACUCUGUGGGAGGAAGAUUUGAAAUGUAUCAAACAGCUUGGAUUGACUCAUUAUCGCUUUUCUCUUUCCUGGUCACGUCUGUUACCUGAUGGGACGACAGGUUUCAUCAACCAGAAAGGAGUCAAUUAUUACAGCAAAAUCAGUAGUAACCCGGGAAAUGGCAUCUGCUCCCUGUAUCACUUUGGCUUACCUCAGUCCUUAGAAGAUGAAGGUGGCUGGAGAUCUGAAAAGAUCAUCAAGACCUUUGAUAUUCAUGCAAGGUAUUGCUUCAGAACAUUUGGAGACUGAGUGAUCACUAUUAAUGAGCCUUAUGUUGUUGCUGUAGGUGCUUGUGAAAAAGCUGGCCCCAGCAUUGGUACCAGAGCUUACAAGGCAGCUUAUAAUGUGAUAAAAGCUCAUGCUAAAGCCUGACACAGUUGCAGUAAGGUAUUUGAAGAAAACAAAGUGGACUUGUGCCUAUAGCUCUUAACUCAGAUUGGUAGAACCUCUGCGAAUUCUGUAGUAGAUCAAAAAGCAACUAAAGGGUACCUGUCCUUUACCUUAGAUGGGUUUGUCAGGACCAUAUUUACUGCUGGUGAAUAUCCAGCCAUCAUGAAGUCCUGGAUUUCUGCAAUGUAUUCAAAGCAAGGCUACUUAUCAUCAAGGCUUCUGGAAUUCACUAAAGAGGAAAAAAUGGUGAUCAUAGGUACUGCUGACUUCUUUGCUCUCAACUGUUAAACUUAAGACCAAGAAAAUGCAGACUAAGUGUUUCAAUGGACUGUGAAGCUGAGCAAAUAAUGGAUCCUUCUUGGCCUGUUGCAACUGGGAGUUUAUGACUGGCUGUAGUACCAUGGAGUUUGCAGUGACUUCUGUGUUAUAUCAAGGAAUGACCUGAGGGUCACAAGACAAUUUUACCACUCUUAGCUGGCCAAUGAGGGGAUCUGAGAAUCCAAUGAG